AUGGGGGCUUCCACCCUUGCCUCAGCCCUUCCCUUAUAUGAGUGGGUCGAUCUGAUCUGUGCCACCGAAACGACACAGGACCAGAAAAAUUGGGAUUGGUCCUCUACCGAAAGGGACACCAAGACCCCGCUUUGCGAUAGGCUAUUGUCCAGGGGAGUGUUACCUGCCAGAGAUGCAAAGCGAUGGGCAAAUGCUUCGGAGAUUGAAAUUGCACCACCAUGCAAGAGUUGUCCAAGGCGUAGGCUCCAUGCUGCAAUAGGAACUCUCGGCCAGUCGAUGUCUUGCAGGGAAGAUGAUCCGGCCACGCCCAUUUCCGGGACUGACCAGCAGCAAGAUGUCAGUCUAAGCGCAAUUGCUGAGACAUCGAAAACCCCGAGGGCCAUCAUCGUCGGGUGGCUACAACACAAGAGACACUCUCCUGCACUGGAGAAAACACAGGGCAAGGUGUCCAAAGAGCUCGCAAAGACACAUAGGCUUGGUGAUCUCCCUGCGGCCGGAACUCGUCAGGAUCUCCUCCUACAGCUUGAACAUUUCAGAAACAUCCUAGUGUCAUGUUCUACAACGCUCGCCGCAUGCUCGUCUGAAAUUCUCGACAUGACGAAGCACGCAGCGGCUCGGGACAGAGCAGGUGCUGGUCCCUGUGACAUUGCUUGA
Cladophialophora bantiana CBS 173.52 is the source of this 654-nucleotide messenger RNA. RefSeq lists its product as uncharacterized. Lineage: Eukaryota; Fungi; Ascomycota; Eurotiomycetes; Chaetothyriales; Herpotrichiellaceae. The transcript has a single exon. Bases 1 to 654 code for a protein of 217 amino acids. The record is from RefSeq and is a predicted model, not a curated record.